AGGGCACUGUAUAUCAGACUAAGUAAAGCCAUAUUUCUCGCAUACUGGUCGAUCUGAAAUUACAUCCGCUUGUCCAAUCCCACAUCCAUAUGCGUGUACCCGAACCGAGUGCACAUCAGGGGGACUCGUGCGCGUCUCCGUCUUUGCUUUGCGCGCUCACAGACAGUGCCUGAAAAGACGCUUCACUGAACAUCUCCUGCUCUAAAGGACUACACGAACAUGCAUGGAUCCAAACAGCACAGAUGGGGCUAAGUCUGCAGACGGACUUGGUAGAAGUCCUGCAGGCAUGAUCCUUCUCUCUCUCACUCUGUCUGUGCUGGCUAUACUAACUACAGCAAUCAACUCCUUAGUCAUCACUGCCAUCAUUGUCACUCGAAAACUUCACCACCCUGCCAACUACCUUAUCUGCUCUCUGGCUGUGACGGACCUGCUGGUGGCUAUCCUGGUCAUGCCCUUCAGCAUCGUCUACAUUGUGAAGGAGACAUGGGUCAUGGGUGAGGUGAUGUGCACCAUCUGGCUUAGCGUUGACAUUACCUGCUGCACAUGCUCCAUUUUGCACUUGGCGGCUAUUGCUGUGGAUCGUUAUCGCGCUAUAACGGAUGCUGUGGAAUACUCCAGGAAGAGGACAUCUCUAAGGGCUGCUGUCACGAUUAGUGUCGUCUGGCUCCUGUCCAUUCUCAUUUCCCUACCGCCGAUGCUCUGGGGACACCACAAAAAAGAAGAGCAGGAGAACGAAUGCCUUAUAAAGCAUGAAAACAUUGCUUUCACCCUUUACUGCACAUUUGGGGCCUUCUACAUCCCACUUAUACUCAUCCUUAUCCUUUACUACAAAAUAUACAAAGCAGCUAAAAUUAUUUACCACAAAAGAAGGCCCAGCCCCAUGAACAAGCUUGAGAUAAAUGGACACAAGAUCCCUAUGUGCCCAGAACGAGAACAGCAGAGUCUUGAUGCACUCGCCUUACCAGAGAAGUCAAUGUCAGAACCCUCUACUGAGGGCGACAGGGGACGUUUCUCUUCAGCAAGCCCAAAUUUUCAGCCUCACAGUGAGAGGUCCAUUAAAAGACAACGGAUUUCAGGGGCACGUGAAAGAAAGGCAGCCAUGACCCUUGGGCUUAUUCUUGGGGCAUUUGUCAUCUGUUGGCUGCCAUUCUUCAUUCAGGAAGUGAUUAUUAACAUAUGCAUCAGCUGCAUCCCCUCCAAUGAAAUAACUACAUUUCUGACCUGGCUAGGGUACCUUAACUCACUAAUCAACCCACUCAUUUAUACCAUCUUCAAUGAGGACUUCAAGAAAGCCUUUCAUAAAUUGAUCAAAUGUCGGAAUGAGCUCUGAUACAGAAAAUGGCAUAUCAUUGCUUUCACAGAAAACAUUAAAUAUUGAUGUGACAUUUUGAAAAUUUGAGAGAACAUGAAGAUUUCUGUAAUGCAGGUGAAUAUGUAAAACUGAUUUUGUUUACAUACUUCUAGUUAAUCUGUAAACAUAUAUACACUGCUCAUCAAAAGAGACCUUGCUUUUUUGACCUUAAAUGAUUCCAAACAAACUAAAACUGUGCAGGAGAAAUUUGUAGAGGCAGUGCUGUUUGGAAGUCACUCAACCUUCACCCAAGAUGUUUUGG
Ictalurus punctatus (channel catfish) is the source of this 1613-nucleotide messenger RNA. RefSeq names its product 5-hydroxytryptamine (serotonin) receptor 1Fa (gene htr1fa). The transcript is spliced from 2 exons. Gene Ontology annotation, molecular function: G protein-coupled serotonin receptor activity. The coding region runs from base 224 to 1330 and encodes 368 amino acids. Gene Ontology annotation, biological process: adenylate cyclase-activating adrenergic receptor signaling pathway. The record is from RefSeq and is a predicted model, not a curated record. Gene Ontology annotation, cellular component: plasma membrane. Lineage: Eukaryota; Metazoa; Chordata; Actinopteri; Siluriformes; Ictaluridae.